Molecule: messenger RNA, 3000 nt
Organism: Terrapene triunguis (Three-toed box turtle)
Lineage: Eukaryota; Metazoa; Chordata; Testudines; Emydidae
Gene: AAAS
Product: aladin WD repeat nucleoporin
Exons: 16
Coding region: 103-1752 (549 amino acids)
Biological process (GO): nucleocytoplasmic transport
Cellular component (GO): nuclear pore
Molecular function (GO): protein binding
Source: RefSeq, a predicted model, not a curated record
UGGGGAGAGACGGGGCGAUGAGUGUGGGGCCCUGGGGUCUGGGCUCCCCCGGGCCUGCGGUGGGAAGGGGACCCUGGGGCAGGGCGGAGGUGAUGGGCUUGAAUGGGCCCCCCGACGGGGGCUACACUCCCCUCUCUGACCCGGCCCGGCCCGGCCCGGCCUGGCCUUCUCCCCAGGACCUGCAGCAGGAUGUGCUCCCUGGCGCUGUUCCCGCCCCCGCCUGCCCCCGGAGAUGUCACCCUGUACGAAUUUAACAACGCGCUGGUCUCCGGCCACAUCUACGAGAAGCUCCCGCUCGCUUUCCAAGACCAGUUGGCUGAUCUGCCUGUCCUAACCAUCCCCAAGGAAACCCUGAAAGCUCACAGCCGGCUGGAGCAUAGCACAAAACCUGCCUUCAUCCACCACCAGGAGACCCUCUGGAAGAGAUGUCUCAAUGCAUGGCGCGAUGUGGGAAUGUGUGGGGUGCUUAACGAGAUAGCAAAUGCGGAGGAGGCAGAUCUCCAGUGGAUGAAAACAGGAUCACGCUGGGCUUUGGCUCUGUGCCACUGGGUCUCCUCUCUUCACGGCUCCCUGUUUCCCCAUUUGUCACUAUGCAGUGAAGACAUGAUUGCGGAGUUCUCCCAGGCAGUGGACUGGGCUGGCUGCUCCAUCCGGGCUUUUGCCUGGCACCCUCACACCAGCAAGUUUGCGGUGGCCCUUUUGGACGACUCCAUCCGAGUUUACAACACAAACAGCGCGACGGUCCCCAUCCUGAAACACCGCUUGCAGAGGAAUGUGGCCUCGAUGGCGUGGAAGCCACUGUGUGCAUCCAUCCUCGCCGUGGCAUGCCAGAGCUGUGUCUUGCUUUGGCACUUGGAUCCUACUUCCCUUUCCACCAGGCCUUCCUCUGGCUGUGCCCAGGUGCUUGCCUACCCCGGUCACAGUCCCGUCACCAGCCUGGCAUGGGCCCCCAGUGGAGAGAUGCUGCUCUCGGCCUCGCCUGUUGAUACCGCCAUGCUUGUGUGGGAUGUGUCCACGGAAAACUGCGUCCCGCUGCAGUGGUUUGGAGGGGGUGGAGUCACUUACCUUGCUUGGUCACCUGAUGGCAGCAAGGUGCUAGCAGCCACACCCUCAGCAGUGUUCAGGGUUUGGGAAGCUCAAAUGUGGACGUGCGAGAGGUGGCCCACCAUCAAGGGGCGCUGCCAGACAGGGUGCUGGAGCCCGGACGGCAGCCGCUUGCUCUUUACGGUCCUGGGGGAGUCGGUCAUUUACUCCUUGUCCUUCUCGGAGUACAGUGGCGAGAUGCAAGGGCAAGUAGGAGGAUCAAAAACAGCUUCUAUUGUGGCAGACCUGUCCGAGACCACCUUCGAGACGCUGUAUGGGGAGGAGAGGAUCGGAGGGGAAGUGCAUGCCAUGGUCUGGGACCCCAGCGGCGAGAGGCUUGCGGCUCUCAUCAGAGGGAAUCCCGAAACCCCUGAAAGCAGGACGAUUGUUGCUGUGUUUCGUACCCGCAACAGCCCUGUGUUCGAACUCCUGCCAUGUGGGUUCCUGCAGGGGGAGCCAGGGGCUGAGCCGCAGCUGAUCGCUUUCCAUCCCUGCUUUAAGAAAGGGGCCCUCUUGACUGUGUGCUGGUCUACAGGGAGGAUCAGCCACAUCCCGUUUUUCUUUGUGAGCGCCCAGUUCCCCUGCUUCAGCCCCAGCCUCAGUCCUGUUGUGGCCCUGAGCAGCAGCAGCGCCAGCGUGCGGGAGCAGCCCUUGUUUUCGGAGCUGUGAAGAGCGGAGCGGGGGACCCUUGGGCCGGGCUCCAUUUGAACCCUGCCAGGCCUUUCCUUAUUAUGCUACUUGUGCUGUUCUGCUGGGUAACCACGGUGCUCGCUUCCUCUAAUGGUUACUCCGCCCCACCACAUCCACUGGGAUCAUGCUGGGCACUGAUGGAUUUUAUAAUUUGUCAAGAGAGCCCCGCGUCUGGAAGGGGAGCAGUUUUGUUUGCUGUAUAAGGAGCCAGCCCAGGGCGCGAGGCCCUGCUUUGUAAAGCCGCUUGGUGCUGUCCGGAUUAAAGAUCCCACUUCCAUUCUGGCUCCCGUUCUCUUGCACCUCCCCAGUGUGACCUGAAUGGCACUUGCUCUGCAUCCACAGCAGCUCAAGGGCUGCACUUUGGUGUUUGCGCUGGGGUGGCUCAGAGCCCCAGAGCUAUGUGACCCCAGGAGAUGCUCCGGGCAGGUUUUGAAAGAACUGGCUUCCACGUGCCUUUCAUCUGCAGCCACCUGGCCUCAGUACUGCACUUGGUCACAAAUGGGGCAAGUGUUUACAGCUUAUGUCUGUUCUGCUUUGUGGAUGCAGGCGUGCGGUGACAACUGGGAAAGGGGCUGCUUGGAGCUAGGGGGCCUGUUCCUAUUAGGCACUGCUGGAGGGCUUUACAAACAAGGGACCUCUCUGCACCAGAUCAGUAUUCUCCCAUUCUCUAUUGGGCUAAACGAAGCAUAGAGUGUGGCUCUCCAGCCCCCUCUAGUGUCUGGAUUACAUAGGGGUGUCCGUCACAGCCUGAGCACACUUGGGUCUUUCUGUACAGCCAGUGAACGCUCCUGGUUUGGGAUCCAAAAGGUCCUGGGUUAAAUCCCUCACACUGACAAUUCUCCCGUAGGUGUCAUGUUACUUAGAGGUGGGCAAGUGUUGGUGUGGGUUGGGGACAUGACGUGGGUGUGGAACCUACGAGUCCUGCCCAUGUGACAUUACUUCCUUUCUGUAUGUUGGAUUUGGAUGCCCUGCUCCUGUUAAUGGGAUCUAGGUGUACAAAUCUACUAGGCAGCUCUGAAAAAUCUCGGUCCAUCUUACAUAAAAGUAACAGAGCUUUUUCCAUGAGAUCAGAGAGAAUUCUCAGCCCCCAAGCCAGAGUCUUGCAUGUCCAGGGCUAGUUCAUAGGGGGUGGCAGGGAGAGGUGGUGUGUAGGGAUAAUUCUGAAAUUGAAAGAAUUAAAGUUUGGUUAAGAAAAUGACACAUUUGCUUUAUAGUUCGUGGCCGCAA